UCGCGAAUUUUCCUGCCAGAAUUGUGCACGUAUCCUGAACUACUCCAGUACCCUGAUGCUUUCCUGCAUGUUAUUGUAAUAGAUUUCGUGUGACGAGCAACGCCGAUUAUAGCAUGGCUUCCCCAAAAGCUUGUUCAGCUUUUGCAGCUGCUUAGUAGGUCAAGCCUGUGCGCAGCGUAAACCCAAGAGACGUCCUCAUAAAACUCAGCAGCCCAAAUCGUUACGCCGGUGGUCGUCGUAAUACUAGUUCGGCAGGAUGGCAGACGAGGAGUGGCUUCGAUUCCAGGCGGAGCUAGCGGCCGUGGAGCAACAUGUGGUGACGGAGGAGCCGCAGCAAGGGGGCCCAGCUGCAGGGUCGGCAUUACCCGUUGCUCCGCCCCCGACGCGACCCCCACCGAUUGCGGUAGCGCAGGCCCCUCCCGUGGUCUCUAAGCCACCUGUAACAGCCAUGGCGGCCCCGCAAGGGCCCCAGUUCUCCGCGCCACCGGCGGCUUCGUUGGCCCCACCUGUUCCGGGGCUCAUGGCCAAUCAGGGCUUCCAGCAGCAGGGCAUGUACGGGCAGCCAGGCAUGAUGCAAGCCGCUAUGGGAAUGGGGAUGGGUGGCAUGCCCAUGGGGAUGGGCAUGGGUGGGACGGGAAUGGGCAUGCAGCAGCAACAGCAGCAGCAGCCGGCUGGCGGCGGAGGCAGCGCCGCAGCAGGAGGGGCCGCCAAGCCCGGCGGGUCCAAGCAGCAGCAGGGCGGUAAGAAGAAGGUCCUGCUGCGCGAGGCUGGUGGCCAAAAGUGGGUGGACCCCACACUCAACGAAUGGCCGGACAACGACUUCCGCAUUUUUGUGGGCGAUAUAGGCAAUGAGGUGACGGAUGACUUGCUGGCCAAAUCGUUCUCCAAAUACUCCUCGUUUGCCAAGGCCAAGGUGGUCCGAGACCCGCGUACCAAGAAAAGCAAGGGCUACGGCUUCGUCAGCUUUUUGGAUGGCAACGAUUUCGCCAAGGCGCUUAGGGAGAUGAACGGCAAGUAUAUCGGCAACCGGCCAUGUAAGCUGAGCAAGAGUAGCUGGGAUGAACGCACAGUACGGAAGGUGACUCUGCGAGAGCCCCCGGCCGGUAACGCGAACAAGAAGCAGAAGCGGUGAAGAGCACAUCAGACGUAGCCCGUGGGGGCCGGAGCGGGCGGAUUUGGCAAUGCGACGUUGUUAGUGUGCGUGUUGGCUGUUGAGGGCUGCUGCAUGUCAAGCGGCUCUUUGGUUGGGUCGUUGGACAUCCUGCACGGAACACGGCGGUCAAGGGGUGCCUUGCAGGCUUUCCUUAAAGGCUUGUGUUGACCAGCUUUGGUAAAGGAGUGAUCAGGAGGUUAAGUUGUGCUUGCAUGUUCUCGAUGGCUGAGCAUGUUUCCUGUGUCGUGCAUUGAUGCAUAUCGUUCCAUCGCUCGAGGCUCGACUUGUCAAGGGGUACGGUGUUACGGUUGGACGGUUACAUUGUACGCAAACGCAAUACAGGGCUGCAAGUAUGCCUACGGUGAAGAAUUUUUGAACGUGCAGCG
Volvox carteri f. nagariensis is the source of this 1539-nucleotide messenger RNA. RefSeq lists its product as uncharacterized. The transcript has 5 exons. Lineage: Eukaryota; Viridiplantae; Chlorophyta; Chlorophyceae; Chlamydomonadales; Volvocaceae. Bases 257 to 1132 code for a protein of 291 amino acids. Gene Ontology annotation, molecular function: mRNA binding. The record is from RefSeq and is a predicted model, not a curated record.